UCUCUGUAGAUGUGUGGUGAUCCGACCAGACCGAGUCCAUGCAUGUGAGCUAGCUUAGCGUUAACAACAACCAGACGCCCACAAACGCGCAUUUUCAGACGGAUCCACGUAACAUCAACUUUCGUGUAACAAUUAUUUUCUUUUCACGCUUUAUCGCACAUGUUUUAAAACCGAAGGUCAAGGUGGAGGCCGUUAUUUGAUUUGAAAGGGUGUAGGUCUGGGCAUACACACACAGGGAGAGAGAGAGAGACUCCUGCCACACAAGAUGGAGUGCCAGUGGAAACCUGACGAACAUGGACUUCAGCAGAUCUUACAGCUGCUCAAGGAAUCACAGUCUCCCGACACAUCCACGCAGCGAUCCGUCCAACAAAAACUUGAGCAGCUCAAUCAAUACCCAGACUUCAACAACUACUUGAUAUUUGUGCUCACAAAGCUAAAGACAGAAGACGAGCCCACUCGUUCUCUCAGUGGUCUCAUUCUGAAGAACAACGUUAAGGCCCAUUACCAGAACUUCCCAAAUGGAGUCUCUGACUUCAUCAAAAAUGAGUGUUUGCAGAACAUUGGAGACUCCUCACCGCUCAUUAGAGCCACAGUGGGUAUUUUGAUCACAACUAUAGCAUCUAAAGGGGAGUUACAGAACUGGCCAGAACUUCUACCAAAACUUUGUUCACUGCUGGACUCAGAAGACUAUAACACCUGUGAGGGGGCUUUUGGAGCUCUGCAAAAGAUCUGUGAAGACUCGGCUGAGAUCCUAGACAGCGACAUGUUGGACCGCCCACUUAAUGUGAUGAUCCCCAAGUUUCUGCAGUUCUUCAAGCACAGCAGCCCCAAAAUCAGGUCACAUGCCAUUGCCUGUGUGAACCAGUUCAUCAUCAGCAGAACACAGGCAUUGAUGCUGCACAUAGAUCCCUUCAUUGAGAACCUGUUUGCACUGGCAGGCGACGAGGAGCCAGAAGUGAGGAAAAACGUAUGCAGGGCUUUAGUCAUGCUCUUGGAAGUCCGUCUGGAUCGUCUUCUUCCUCACAUGCACAACAUUAUUGAGUACAUGUUACAGAGGACACAGGACCAGGAUGAAAAUGUCGCCUUAGAGGCCUGUGAGUUUUGGCUCACGCUUGCCGAACAACCCGUGUGUAAGGAAGUUCUGUGUGGACACCUGGCCAAGUUGACACCAGUUCUUGUCCAUGGAAUGAAAUACUCUGAGAUUGACAUAAUCCUUUUGAAGGGUGAUGUUGAAGAAGAUGAAGCAAUCCCAGACAACGAGCAAGACAUUCGCCCGAGGUUCCAUCGCUCGCGCACCGUUGCCCAGCAACACGAGGCAGGAGACUCGAUUGAGGAAGAUGAGGAUGAGGACGAUGAUCUGGAUGAUGAUGAAACCAUCUCUGACUGGAACUUGAGAAAAUGUUCUGCAGCUGCACUGGAUGUCCUGGCAAAUGUUUUCAGAGAUGAUCUACUGUUGCAUAUUCUUCCUUUAUUGAAAGAAUUGCUGUUCCACCCAGAGUGGCUUAUUAAAGAGUCUGGCAUACUUGUACUGGGAGCCAUUGCUGAAGGCUGUAUGCAGGGGAUGAUCCCCUACCUGCCAGAGCUGAUUCCUCACCUGGUACAGUGUCUGUCUGAUAAGAAAGCUCUGGUUCGAUCCAUCACCUGCUGGACACUGAGUCGUUAUGCGCAUUGGGUGGUGAGCCAGCCCCCUGACACCUACCUCAAACCUCUUAUGACUGAACUGCUUAAGCGAAUACUGGACAGCAACAAGCGCGUCCAAGAGGCCGCCUGCAGUGCCUUUGCUACCCUUGAGGAGGAGGCGUGCACUGAGCUGGUGCCAUAUCUCGCUUACAUUUUGGACACAUUAGUUUUUGCUUUCAGUAAAUACCAGCACAAGAACCUGCUCAUCCUCUAUGAUGCCAUUGGGACUCUGGCCGACUCUGUGGGCCACCAUCUAAAUAAACCAGAAUACAUUCAGAUGCUAAUGCCUCCAUUGAUUCAAAAGUGGAACCAACUAAAAGAUGAAGAUAAAGACCUCUUUCCCUUACUCGAGUGUCUCUCAUCUGUGGCCACUGCUCUUCAGAGCGGCUUUCUGCCAUACUGUGAACCUGUCUAUCAACGGUGUGUCAAUCUGGUCCAGAAAACACUCGCCCAGGCUGCUCUUCACCAGACUCAGCCUGAGUUUUAUGAAGCUCCUGAUAAAGAUUUCAUGAUCGUUGCUCUGGAUCUGCUCAGCGGGCUAGCAGAGGGUCUCGGCGGGAACAUUGAACAGCUGGUUGCCCGUAGCAACAUUCUUACUCUUAUGUUCCAGUGCAUGCAGGAUAAAAUGCCAGAGGUUCGGCAGAGUUCUUUUGCCCUGUUAGGAGAUUUGACCAAAGCUUGCUUCCAGCAUGUCAAACCUUGCAUUGCUAAUUUCAUGCCUAUCUUGGGCACAAACCUGAACCCAGAAUUGAUAUCGGUAUGCAACAACGCAACAUGGGCCAUUGGAGAAAUAUCUAUACAGAUGGGGUCUGAUAUGCAGCCCUAUGUCCUAAUGGUUCUUCAACAGUUGGUGGAGAUCAUUAACAGACCCAACACACCCAAGACUCUGCUGGAAAAUACAGCAAUAACAAUUGGUCGUCUUGGUUACGUUUGUCCUCAAGAGGUGGCACCCAUGCUACAGCAGUUUAUAAGACCCUGGUGCACCUCUCUUCGCAAUAUAAGAGACAAUGAAGAAAAAGAUUCUGCCUUCCGGGGAAUCUGCACCAUGAUCACAGUCAACCCUGGUGGUGUGGUGCAGGACUUCAUAUUUUUCUGUGAUGCUGUAGCAUCCUGGAUGAACCCAAAAGAUGAUCUUCGAGAAAUGUUCUGUAAGAUCUUGCAUGGAUUUAAGAACCAGGUCGGAGAUGAGAACUGGAGACGCUUUUCUGACCAGUUUCCCCUUCCACUCAAAGAGAGACUCGCAGCCCUUUAUGGGGUGUAGAUGUUACCGGGUUAAAGAGCUUAUUCGCAAUGGGAGGAUGGGAACCUCUAAUACCCAGGGCAUAUGUUGCCCUUUACCUGGGGGGAAGGGUGGUCUAGCAGGGGUGGGAACCAAACCAAACCCACUGGACCCCUCUGGACGGGGUGGGAGGGAAGCGUUUAGCUGUGGCCCUAGUCGAAGAAACCACACCAAACCAAAACAGGGAGGAAAGCUUUUUCAUCAAGUCAAUAACAAUCAGCCAUGAGGGUGAAAACAAAAUAUGUUGUUACUGUAGCAUUCAUUCACCAGGACACUUAACGGGACAUUCAGGGGUUUAAAAAAACAUUGACACGAAGAUAUGUGUAACUCUCUAGUGUUGAACUUCUAAGUCCAUUGGAGGAAAUGCUUAAAAACAGGUGUUUUGUUAUUUUCUGAAUUGUACUAUUAAAGAGGGUUUAGAUGGGUGGGUGGGGUGUCAAUCUAAACUGGAUGCUAAGCAUAAGUCCUACGCAUGGGGUGAAGUAGGGUUUAGCUUGACUGCAUGAAACUGUGCAGACAGUGUUUUUUGCGUGCCAGCUAUGCACAGCAGUAGACGGCAGAUAACAAAAGACUGUAAACGCUAAAUGCGUACCUUGUUUUAGACACUGUCUAAAAGGUAACAACUUCAUAAUGUAACUGUAGUAAUGUAAGUCCUCUCCUAUCACUGGUAGUGAAAGGAUUUUUAUCUAAGGGUCUUUCAUCUUUAGACUGCCAGUGCAAUGCAAAGAUAUAAGAAGAACCUGAAUUACUGCAUCAUUUUUAUUUGUUUUCCUUUUUUUUUUAUUGAAGUUUGCAUGUGUAACGAGUGCGGGAAGACUUGAUAGUAGCACAACACAGUGAAGAUGUUAAAAAGUUUGUUCUUAAGUUGAAAUGAUUCAUUGCUCUUGUACAAGGCUUAUAUGUCUCUGCUUAGUUUGAAUGAACGAGUCUGGCUCACUGGGUUCCUAUGUGGUUUAACAUAGAUCUAAAUUUGCCAGUGAAUGCCGAACACCCAUUCUGUUCGUUUUUGGACUUAUUACAUCAGUGUCUUUUUCUUAGUUUACUUGGAGCAUGAUUUUGAAGAUGCUUGUGAUAUCUGUUUUGACUGACCGGGUUAAUCUGGAUAUUUAGUUGUCAAUUUUGUGCAUGUUGGUGGCCCAAUGAGCAGUCAAUUUUUCUAGCCCCCGAUAAAGAUUAGUUUAAGUAAUGAUGCAUUUAUCCACACAUACACAAUAAGUCAUGCAUUUUCCAUCUGUAUGUUAUGUUUUAUUUCUUUUACCUCCUGCAUGAAAUUAAAAUUGUCCCACAAUGUGUUGUGUCAAAUUUUGGACAGUGUAGUGCUUGUGGAGGCAGUACUUGUGUCCCUUAAGUGUGUGGUAGCAAGCCUUAAAAAUUCCUAAAUGUAUCCCAGAGUGUGAGGAUUUAGAGGCUACUGUUAAUGUAUUAAAAACUAGUUAAGGAUAACUGAAGGGUUCUUACUCCUUUGCAAUCUCAGAGGUACAUGCAUUCUAAAAAAUGCUGUUUUUUUAACCCAUGGUUGGGUCAAUAAGCGACGAACUCAACCUGUUGGGUUAUAAUUUUAAUUGCUGGGUUGUUUCAAUACAAAUUUGGGUCAAAUAGAAACAUUUUCUGGGUAAAUUUAACCUGUUUGUGCAUCUUUUUGACCCAACGAUGGGGUCUUAACAAUCCAGCAUUUUUUAUAGAGUGAAGUAAAACUUGUUGUGAAGUAUAGGCUAAGAUCUGUAUUAAAAGCAACUCCAAGAAGAACAUACGACAUUUGCUUGGUUUAAAGAUGAUCACAUUCAGUUUCAAACUAAGGAUGUAUGCAGAUUUUCAUUUUGGAUCCGAACACAAUGGGAUACUGUCAGGUGUUUGUAUGUGUUUGUGUUGACGUGUUUCUGCAAAAUGUUUUUUGUCACAUUCCAACUGUUUUACAUGAAGUUUAGAUUAGAGCGGUCAGAGAAUCUUCUGACGUAGAUUGAAAACUGCAAGAACAAAGAAGCAAGGUGUAGGCAGAUAAUAUGAAUGUGUUGUCUUACACUUAUAAAUGCUGCUAUGUGUUGUUAAUUUCUACUUGAAUAUUUUAUGUUGUAAUGUAGAGACCUCAGGAGGUAUGUUUACUGUUUUUUAUUUUAUUUUAUUUGCUGUUUUUAUUUCUUUUAUGUAUGCAUUUGCCUCAGUCUCCUGUUUUCUUAUACAAGUAAUAAUAAUAAUAGAACAAUUCACUGUAAUCCAUUCUGCUGCUGGUGAUUAUCCUUUCUAAUGGGCAUAUUUUGUCACCUUGUAAUAGAAUGUAAACUGUUUUUUAUUUGUGGAGAUAAAAUGUCAGAUACAAUAGACACUCGAAUGCAAGAAAUGGCUUACUUAACAGUAUAGCAAUGCACAGCUUCACAUAGGCAUACCUGUAAAUUAGAAGAAAUUGGCCCCCAUGUAUGUGAAUGAAGUUUAGACUUGAGUUUUAGGGGGUGGGGUUUCAGUAUUGUCUUGACACUUGGACAGUAAAGCAAAUGGAUUUACAGCUUUUUUUUCGUUGUUUCUUUUUGUUUAGUACAAAGUGGACAAAAAUUAAAAUGUUGUUUCCCCACCCCAGACUACACCAACUACUGUAUAGCUCUAUGUGUGGAAUUAAAUAAUAAUAAUGAUGACAAUGAAGUAAACUUUUGCUCGAAAGCUCCCUUUUUCUGUACCGAGAGCAGUUUCGUUUAUAGUGAACUUUUAUUUUGUAAUCUGAAUUUGAAGAAGAUAAAAAUAUUGAAAGUAAUCAUUUUUAGGGGCCACCAAAUAUUUUGGAUCAUGCAAAGAAUAUAUAUUGUAUUGUAAAAAUUUUGUAAUGAUAUUUGUAUGACGUUGUUAUGGACGUGAGUUUGUUUCACUGCUUGGAUCUGUACAUUGAUAAGAAUAAACCCUUUUCAAAAAUUA
Molecule: messenger RNA, 5857 nt
Organism: Paramisgurnus dabryanus
Lineage: Eukaryota; Metazoa; Chordata; Actinopteri; Cypriniformes; Cobitidae
Source: RefSeq, a predicted model, not a curated record